CGGCAGCUGCCUCUGACUCGUCUCCUCGUUGCUCCUCCCUACCCUAGUCGAUCUCCCCUUCGCCUCGUCUCCCCGUCUCCUCCUCGCGAGCUCGCCCGCCCGCCGCCUGCGCCGAGCACCGCCGAUCUCCACCCCGGCGAGCAGUAGCGGCGGCCGGCGUCCUGCUGCAUCCCGCCGAGAAAUUUGGGGGUUCAGCUGAACCCUCUAUGCGCGACGAUAGAUCCGCCCUUGGGGAGUAGGGAAGGGAGGUGAGGUGAGGUGAGGAGAUAGGAGGAGUUGAGAAGGCGCUGAUUGUUGGGAGGAGGAGGAGGAGGAGGAUGGUGGAAGGCCCCAAGUUCGCCGGCAUGAUGGGCGGCGUCGUCGGCGGCGCCGGCGGCCAUGACGACAUUGGUGGGAAUUUCUGCGACAUGGCGUACUACCGGAAGCUCGGGGAGAGCUCCAACAUGUCGAUCGAUAGCCUCAAUAGCCUGCAGACCAGCACGCAUGGCGGUGGCUCCGUGGCAAUGUCGGUGGAUAACAGCAGCGUCGGGUCUAGUGAUUCCCACACCAGGAUGCUCAACCACCCGGGCCUCAGGGGGCAUGUCGCAGCCAAUUACUCGGUUGGGCACAGCAUUUUCCGCCCCGGGCGGGUGUCGCAUGCGUUGAGUGAGGAUGCGCUUGCACGGGCACUGAUGGACCCGAGGUACCCGACUGAGACGCUCAAGGAUUACGAGGAGUGGACGAUCGAUUUGGGUAAGCUCCACAUGGGGAUGCCCUUUGCACAGGGUGCAUUUGGGAAGCUAUACAAGGGCACCUACAAUGGGGAGGAUGUUGCCAUCAAGCUUUUGGAGAGGCCAGAGGCGGAUCCGGAGAGAGCCGGGCUAAUGGAACAACAGUUUGUGCAAGAAGUUAUGAUGCUUGCAACUUUGAGGCAUCCCAACAUAGUUAAAUUUAUUGGGGCAUGCAGGAAGCCGAUGGUUUGGUGCAUUGUGACAGAGUAUGCAAAGGGUGGCUCAGUUAGGCAGUUUCUGAUGAAGAGGCAGAACAGGUCAGUUCCAUUAAAGCUUGCUGUGAAGCAAGCCUUGGAUGUUGCAAGGGGCAUGGCCUACGUCCAUGCUCUUGGGUUCAUUCAUAGGGACCUCAAGUCAGAUAAUCUCUUGAUUUCUGGCGAUAAAUCGAUUAAGAUAGCAGACUUUGGAGUUGCCAGGAUUGAAGUCAAAACCGAGGGGAUGACACCUGAAACAGGAACCUAUCGUUGGAUGGCCCCAGAAAUGAUUCAGCACAGGCCAUAUGACCAGAAAGUAGAUGUCUAUAGCUUUGGCAUUGUUCUAUGGGAGCUCAUUACUGGCAUGCUCCCUUUCGCUAACAUGACAGCAGUACAAGCUGCAUUUGCUGUGGUGAACAAGGGUGUCCGUCCAGCCAUACCACAGGACUGCUUGCCUGUUCUCAGUGAGAUCAUGACAAGGUGCUGGGAUCCAAACCCUGAUGUUCGCCCUCCAUUCACCGAAGUAGUUAGGAUGCUGGAGCAUGCUGAGGUGGUGAUCCUGAGCACAGUCCGCAAGGCCCGAUUUCGGUGCUGCAUCUCCCAACCGAUGACAACUGAUUGAAUGAGACAACAGAGAGUUGCGAAGACCUUGAUGGAAGGAAGCAUAAUCGAGUGUAUUUAUCACAUGUUAGACUCUGCGCCGCUGAAGUAGAAAUCCAACUUGAGUGUACGACUGAGUUAUAUACUCAGGUGUAAGGCAGUUCUAUAUUCAAAAUAUUUCUCUCUUAGAGUGGUGUUUUCAGACUGCUUUGGUGUGUUAGGCUCUAUCCUUUUGUCGAAACAUCAUGCAGAUUUCCUUUUGUUGUAACUGACGCAUGUUCCUGCUGCUUUAUGCCUGUGUUAUAUAAUCCCCCUGCUGGAACAUGCACAAACUUUGCUGCGUUCAGAGUAUAUAGUAUGUACAAUUUGAAAUGUUCCCGUGGCAGAGUUCUGCUAAUGCCAAGCUUUCGGUUAAUCUUC
Molecule: messenger RNA, 1984 nt
Organism: Oryza sativa Japonica Group (Japanese rice)
Lineage: Eukaryota; Viridiplantae; Streptophyta; Magnoliopsida; Poales; Poaceae
Product: serine/threonine-protein kinase STY13
Biological process (GO): signal transduction; protein phosphorylation
Cellular component (GO): cytoplasm
Molecular function (GO): protein kinase activity; ATP binding
Source: RefSeq, a predicted model, not a curated record